Molecule: messenger RNA, 306 nt
Organism: Papaver somniferum (opium poppy)
Lineage: Eukaryota; Viridiplantae; Streptophyta; Magnoliopsida; Ranunculales; Papaveraceae
Product: 17.3 kDa class II heat shock protein-like
Exons: 1
Coding region: 1-306 (101 amino acids)
Biological process (GO): response to heat; response to salt stress; protein complex oligomerization
Source: RefSeq, a predicted model, not a curated record
AUGGUGAAUGUUGCAGCCACUCCAGUUGAAAUGUCGAAUUCGUAUGUCUUCCACAUAGACUUAAGCGGCCUUGUCCUUCACAAUGAAAUCAAAGUUUAUGUAGAGUGUGACAAAACUCUUGUCGUUAGAUACGGGGCCAGCUUCAACAAGGAGGCGCUUUCAAUGAAAUUUGAUCUCCCCAAUAAUGCAAAUGUAGAUUCAGCCUCUGCAGUUUUUCACAACGGAAUAUUAUUCGUUACUGUUAGCAAAUUUAAUCGUCCAAGCACGGCGAAGUUGGUCAAGGUGAUGAAAGGGAGACUUGACUGA